This is a messenger RNA of Clonostachys solani, 1101 nucleotides long. The record is from the annotation of a GenBank genome assembly. NCBI's taxonomy places the organism in Eukaryota, Fungi, Ascomycota, Sordariomycetes, Hypocreales, Bionectriaceae.
AUGGCGUCGCAAACAACCUUCCCUCAACCCCCCUAUCCUCUUCACGACUCUGUGAAAGAUCUCCUUGACCUGGAGUACGUUAAAUUCUACGACGAGUACCUUCUCAACGCGCCGCAGGUGCACUAUCAGCCAGUUUCUGCCUCUCGUGUUGGAGGUCGGCUAAUUCCGGUAAUACCUUUACACUACAAUCACUCUCUCCUAUUCACCCUGCAGAUUUCUAACGAGCAACAGGGCGGAACUGAUCCAGUGCCUGUAGGGGCCACAACCGAUGUUCAGCUUCCCCGCGAGGAAUCUGCAGGACCUACAGUUCCUGUGAGGGCCUUUGUCCCCCCGGGCACACCACCCCCUUCAGGAUGGCCAGUCUUCCUAUGGUACCAUGGAGGCGGCUGGGUAUUAGGAAACAUCGACUCCGAAAACAGUCUCUGCACCAAUCUGUGUGUCAGCGCAAAGUGCGUGGUCAUUACUACAGACUAUCGUCUGGCACCGGAGAACCCGUUCCCUGCUGCAGUCCAUGAUGCUUGGGAGACCGUACUUUGGGUUGUCAAAGGUGCCGCGGCUCCCGCCUUGAACACGACUCUUGACCUUUCCAAGUUCUCCAUUGGCGGCUCGAGCGCUGGUGGUAAUCUUGCCGCCGUUAUGACACAAAGGGCGCUCGUGCACGAAGCGUUUGUUGGCCAGCCGGGAUUCAAAUACCAGAUCUUAGUAGUCCCCGUGACGGACAAUGCUGCGUCUACUGAAUCAAGUGCCACAUACAAAUCGUACGAACACACGGCGGCUCUACCGGCUGAUAAGAUGAUGUGGUACCGACGUCACUAUCUGCCGAAUGAGACAGACUGGUUGUCACCCGAAGCAUCGCCUCUGUACGCCACUGUUGAGACAUUCUCCAAAUUGCCCCCUGCACUGGUCGCUGUCGCCGGCUUGGAUGUGCUCCGGUGGGAAGGGGAGGAAUAUGCGCGAAAGAUGAAGGAAUCUGGCACAAAAGCCGAAGUAGUAGUGAUUGAAGGAGUUCCACAUCCAUUUAUUGUCAUGGAUGCAGUGCUACAAAAGGGCAGAGAUGGUGUGAAGUUGGUUUGUGAGAAGCUUGCGGAAGCUCUCAAGUAG